CUCACAGCAAAGCACGCAGAUAUAAGCAGGCCCCAACAAGAGGCAUUCAGCAAAAAUGAAGUCCAUUCUUUCUCUAUCUUUUCCUCCUCCCAUGUUUUUACCAUCCAAUAGGAAGCUCAACUGCCAUUCUUCCUUUUCUCUCUUAAGCUCUUCUCUCUCUGGUUCCUGCAAUUCGACACUGCGAUUCCCCUUCCUCAAAUAUGAAGACGUGAAUGCAAAAUCGACCUCUUUUCCCGCCUCAGUGGCCACCGAAGCUCCAUCAGAGCUUUCAUCGACAAAAACCCAUGAAGUCGAAAAUUCUUCAGAGACCAAAGCCCUGCAAGAUGUGGUUCUUCCCACCAAUGAAUCUUCAGAGCAAUUGCUGCGCAUUCGCCACACGUGUGCCCAUGUUAUGGCAAUGGCUGUUCAGAAACUUUUUCCAGAUGCUAAGGUGACAAUAGGCCCAUGGAUUGAUGAUGGUUUUUAUUAUGACUUUGAUAUGGAGCCUCUAACCGACAAAGAUCUGAAGAGGAUUAAAAAGGAAAUGGACCGCAUCAUAAGCCGAAAUUUGCCUCUAAUUAGAGAAGAGGUCUCCAAAGAGGAAGCUCUAGAAAGGAUAAAGGCAUUGAAUGAGCCCUACAAAGUGGAGAUCCUAGAAAGUAUCAAGUCAGAACCUAUCACAAUAUAUCAUAUUGGAAAUGAGUGGUGGGAUCUCUGUGCUGGACCACAUGUUGAGCGCACUGGAAAUAUUAGCAAGAAUGCUGUUGAGCUUGAGUCUGUGGCUGGUGCUUAUUGGAGGGGCAACGAAAAUAAGGCAAUGCUUCAAAGAAUAUAUGGCACAGCCUGGGAGACUGAAGAACAGUUGAAAGCAUACCUUCACUUCAAAGAGGAGGCAAAACGCCGUGACCACAGACGCCUAGGUCAAGAUCUCGAUUUAUUUUCAAUACAGGAGGAAGCAGGGGGAGGAUUGGUUUUCUGGCAUCCUAAAGGUUCCAUUGUUCGACACCUUAUUGAGGAUUCAUGGAAGAAGUUGCAUAUGGAACAUGGUUAUCAGUUAGUAUAUACUCCUCAUGUAGCAAAGGCAGACCUUUGGAAGAUCAGUGGUCAUCUAGAUUUUUACAAGGAAAAUAUGUUUGACCAAAUGAAAAUUGAAGACGAGCAUUAUCUGCUUAGGCCCAUGAAUUGCCCAUAUCACAUUCUUCUUUACAAACACAAGUUGCAUUCAUAUAGGGACUUUCCCAUCAAAGUUGCAGAGCUGGGAACUGUGUAUAGAUAUGAAUUGUCUGGAAGUUUACAUGGCCUUUUCCGUGUACGAGGCUUUACUCAGGAUGAUGGCCACAUUUUCUGCCUACCUGAUCAGAUCAAAGAUGAAAUCAAAGGCGUAUUAGAUCUAACUGAAGAGAUAUUAAUGCAAUUUGGUUUCAAUAAGUAUGAAGUCAACCUCUCCACCAGACCAGAAAAAGCAGUAGGGAGCAAUGAUAUAUGGGAAGAAGCAACUACUGCUCUAAAAGAUGCAUUGGAUGAUAAGGGUUGGGACUAUCAAAUUGAUGAAGGUGGAGGUGCAUUUUAUGGUCCAAAAAUUGAUCUAAAAAUCGAAGAUGCUCUUGGGAGAAAAUGGCAAUGUACCACUGUACAGGUUGAUUUUAAUUUACCUCAGCGAUUUGACUUAUAUUAUGUUGACUCAAACACGGAGAGGCGGCGUCCGAUCAUGAUCCACAGGGCACUCCUGGGAUCUAUGGAGAGGUUUUUUGGGAUCCUUAUUGAAAACUAUGCCGGGGAUUUCCCAUUAUGGCUUUCACCUAUCCAAGCUCGUAUAUUACCCGUUACUGACUCACAGAUUGGGUAUUCCAAAGAGAUGUUGGCAAGACUCAAGGCAGAAGGCAUCAGAACCGAACUCUGCCAUGGCGAGCGCCUUCCAAAACUCAUAAGAAAUGCUGAGAAGCAGAAAAUACCAUUAAUGGCAGUGGUUGGGCCGAAAGAAAUGGAGAACCAAACCCUAACUAUUCGUUCUCGGCAAAGUGGGGAGCUUGGUUCAAUGAGCAUUGAAGAUUUCAUAAACAAAAUUCGAUUAUGUCAAGCCCAAAGAACAUCAUUGUAGCAAUUAAACAGCAAUCGAUCCUGUAAGUUCUAGCAAUUUAUUUGUAAUUUAUACAGUUUAAAAAAAAAAAUGUAAUUUAUAAAAGAAUAUUGCUUGGGCAUAUAACAAGAAAGCAUUAAAUAUUUACCCAAAAAAAAAAAUUAUAUUAUUUGAUU
Messenger RNA from Amborella trichopoda, 2232 nucleotides. RefSeq names its product threonyl-tRNA synthetase, putative / threonine-tRNA ligase. Gene Ontology annotation, biological process: threonyl-tRNA aminoacylation. The record is from RefSeq and is a predicted model, not a curated record. Gene Ontology annotation, molecular function: threonine-tRNA ligase activity; ATP binding. NCBI's taxonomy places the organism in Eukaryota, Viridiplantae, Streptophyta, Magnoliopsida, Amborellales, Amborellaceae. Gene Ontology annotation, cellular component: cytoplasm; chloroplast stroma.